CCUGAGGACUGAGCCAGUGCUUGGCUCCCCCAGGGACAUCGCAGCCCGCAGUCCCAGAGCCCAGUGCCCCGCGUUCACGUCCUUCCCGAGGCCGCGUGCACCUCUCCUCGCCCCGAUGGGCAUCCGCUGCUCUGCGUGGUUGCGGUGGCCGCUGUCGCCGCAGCUGCUGCUGUUGCUGCUACUGUGCCCCACGGGCUCUCGUGCCCAAGACGAGGACGGAGACUACGAAGAGCUGAUGCUCGCCCUCCCGUCCCAGGAGGAUAGCCUGGUUGAUGAGGCCUCACACGUGGCCACCGCCACCUUCCGCCGUUGCUCCAAGGAGACCUGGAGGCUGCCAGGAACCUACGUGGUGGUGCUGAUGGAGGAGACCCAGAGGCUGCAGGUUGAACAAGCUGCCCAUCGCCUGCAGACCCGGGCGGCCCGCCGGGGCUAUGUCAUCAAGGUUCUGCAUGUCUUUUAUGACCUCUUCCCUGGCUUCUUGGUGAAGAUGAGCAGUGACCUGUUGGGCCUGGCCCUGAAGUUGCCCCAUGUGGAGUACAUCGAGGAAGACUCAUUAGUCUUCGCCCAGAGCAUCCCAUGGAACCUGGAGCGGAUUAUCCCAGCAUGGCAGCAGACAGAGGAAGAUAGCUCCCCUGACGGAAGUAGCCAGGUGGAGGUGUAUCUCUUAGAUACCAGCAUCCAGAGUGGCCACCGGGAGAUCGAGGGCAGAGUCACCAUCACUGACUUCAACAGUGUGCCUGAGGAGGACGGGACACGCUUCCACAGACAGGCGAGCAAGUGUGACAGCCAUGGCACCCACCUAGCAGGUGUGGUCAGCGGCCGGGAUGCUGGUGUGGCCAAGGGCACCAGCCUGCACAGUCUGCGUGUGCUCAACUGUCAAGGGAAGGGCACAGUCAGCGGCACCCUCAUAGGCCUGGAGUUUAUUCGGAAGAGCCAGCUAAUCCAGCCUUCGGGGCCACUCGUGGUGCUGCUGCCCCUGGCGGGUGGGUAUAGCCAGAUCCUCAACACUGCCUGCCAGCGCCUGGCAAGGACUGGGGUAGUGCUGGUGGCAGCAGCCGGGAAUUUCCGAGAAGAUGCCUGCCUCUACUCCCCAGCCUCUGCUCCAGAGGUCAUCACAGUUGGGGCCACUAAUGCCCAGGACCAGCCAGUCACCCUGGGGACUUUGGGGACAAACUUUGGACGCUGUGUGGAUCUCUUUGCCCCUGGGAAGGACAUCAUCGGAGCCUCCAGUGACUGUAGCACGUGCUUCAUGUCACAGAGUGGGACAUCACAGGCUGCUGCCCACGUGGCUGGCAUUGUGGCUAUGAUGCUGAACCGGGAUCCGGCACUUACCCUGGCUGAGCUGCGGCAGAGGUUGAUCCACUUCUCUACCAAAGAUGUCAUCAACAUGGCCUGGUUCCCUGAGGACCAGCGGGUGCUGACCCCCAACCGGGUGGCCACACUGCCCCCCAGCACCCGGGAGACAGGCGGGCAGCUGCUCUGCCGGACAGUGUGGUCCGCCCACUCGGGGCCCACCCGUACAGCAACAGCCACAGCCCGCUGUGCCCCUGAAGAGGAGCUGCUGAGCUGCUCCAGCUUCUCCAGGAGCGGGAGGCGACGGGGUGAUCGAAUUGAGGCCAUAGGGGGCCAGCAGGUCUGCAAGGCCCUCAAUGCAUUUGGGGGUGAGGGUGUCUACGCGGUCGCGAGGUGCUGCCUGCUUCCCCGUGCCAACUGCAGCAUCCACAACACUCCUGCAGCCAGAGCUGGCCCACAGACCCAUGUCCACUGCCACCAGAAGGACCAUGUUCUCACAGGCUGCAGCUUCCACUGGGAAGUGGAAGACCUUGGAGCCCAGCAGCAGCCUCUGCUGAGGUCCAGACAUCAACCUGGCCAGUGCGUUGGCCACCAGGAGGCCAGUGUCCAUGCUUCCUGUUGCCAUGCCCCAGGUCUGGAAUGCAAAAUCAAGGAGCAUGGCAUCCCAGGUCCUGCAGAGCAGGUCACCGUGGCCUGUGAGGCAGGAUGGACCCUGACUGGAUGCAACGUUCUCCCUGGGGCAUCCCUCACUCUGGGGGCCUACAGUGUGGACAACGUGUGUGUGGCCCGAAUCCGUGAUGCUGGUAGAGCGGACAGGACCAGUGAAGAAGCCACGGUAGCUGCUGCCAUCUGCUGCCGGAGCCGGCCUUCGGCAAAGGCCUCCUGGGUUCACCAGUGACAGCCUCAGGCAGGCAUUGUGCCUGUGGCUGGAUGCAGAGAUAGACGGCCUGGCUCUCUUGUGUCUAGCCAAAGGUGGGGAGACUCUGCCUGGGGGAACUUGGCGUCUCAUCCUGGGUACCCAUUCCUGGUGUAUGUGUGGGGAAGCACCUCCUUCAUGGUCAGGGAGCCUGUGCUUGGCCUUCUGCCAUCAAAGAUGUUAAGCUAUAGUUGGCUUUGGCCAGCUGCUCCAGGAUAUCAGAACCUGAGAGCACUUGCUACAAGGCUAGUGUUCAGUCCUCAGGCCUCCAGAGUGAAUGUAUCCUGCAGGAAGAUAAUGAUGGAUCGUGACCCUUGACGGUCAUCCCCCCAGGUCAGAUGUCACCAGACUAGAAAAGUAUCUGAAAGCUGCUGGGGCCACUCACAGCUUGCUUACUCUGGAGACAGCAUUUUGGGCUCCCUGAUUAAUGCAGAUCAGUUCUGCCCACCUCCAGGGGUGGAUCCAGCUGUGAGGCCCACCUGUAUCUUCCAGAUGUUCUCAUCUGCUGCACCGAAGGCUCUGGCCCUGCUCAGGAGAACAUGCUACGAACUCCCAGCUGACUCUGUUUGCACUGGAGAACCACACAGGGCUUACCCCACUACCCUGUGCACUGACUGGCUUCACUUUAUGAAGGAAGAGACAGGGCCAGAGAAGCAAUGUCAUGCAGCCAGUGAUGCUAGGACAUAAAUCCAGAGUGGCUGGCCCUGAAGCCAUGCCUCUUGGCAAUGCCAGGCUGGGCAUCCUAUUUUUGAAGCAAACAAAAAAUGAGAGGACAGGCUGUGCUUCAGCGGCUUGUUCCUGGACCUAUGCUCCCUUAGCCCCAGUCCCACGGAUCAUGUGGAGAGUGGAGGAGCAACAGAGGGCGACUGUACUAAGGCCACACAAGCCGACAAGAACACCUCUAUCCUUUUGACCUCUUCUG
Molecule: messenger RNA, 3131 nt
Organism: Rattus rattus (black rat)
Lineage: Eukaryota; Metazoa; Chordata; Mammalia; Rodentia; Muridae
Gene: Pcsk9
Product: proprotein convertase subtilisin/kexin type 9
Exons: 12
Coding region: 116-2191 (691 amino acids)
Biological process (GO): proteolysis
Molecular function (GO): serine-type endopeptidase activity
Source: RefSeq, a predicted model, not a curated record